Messenger RNA from Cajanus cajan (pigeon pea), 655 nucleotides. The record is from RefSeq and is a predicted model, not a curated record. NCBI's taxonomy places the organism in Eukaryota, Viridiplantae, Streptophyta, Magnoliopsida, Fabales, Fabaceae.
AUGCGACAACAACAUGACGCCAAUCUGCGAAACAUGGUUUUUCAGACCUCGCUCAAGGGGGCCGCACUCAACUGGUACACCCAGCUCCCCGCUGAGUCGAUCGACAGCUUCAACACUUUGGUCAGGCGGUUCACAGUGCAGUACGAAACGAGCCGACCUCACCACAUCACCUCUGACGCCCUGGUCGGUCUCAGACAGAAUGACGAUGAGCCACUCCGGGCAUUCAUGGAGCGAUUUGCCACAAUCUCGGUCAAGAUCAAAAAUCCGAAUCCCGAAGUCGCCCUACAUGCCAGGCUCAUGGCACUCAAGCCCGGGCCAUUCGUCGACAGCCUAUGCCGCGAGGCUCCUUGCGACAUGGACGAGCUCCGCGCCCGUGCUACAGGCUACAUUCAGAUGGAGGAACACUCCACAUUCCGUGACCAAGUUCGUGGAAAGGGUCCAAUGAAGCCAGAACAGGGUCACAAGGACAAGGUAAAACUCAACAACGACAGCCAGUUCAAGAAAUUGGCUAGAACAAACAGAGGGGGGAGAUAUAACUUUUAUACUCCCCUGAACAUGCCCAGGGUGCAUAUCCUGGAGGAGGCCAGUAACAACAAUCUACUCACUCUGCCACCGCCAAGUCACACCCCUAACAGCGCCGACAAGUCCAAGCACU